Messenger RNA from Arachis ipaensis, 1032 nucleotides. RefSeq lists its product as uncharacterized. Lineage: Eukaryota; Viridiplantae; Streptophyta; Magnoliopsida; Fabales; Fabaceae. The record is from RefSeq and is a predicted model, not a curated record.
AUGGAAAUUGAUUAUGAUGAAGAGGAAGAGGAAGAAUUUGAUCGAGUUUUAACUUCCACAGCAUGUUUGGUCUUCCAAUAUUAUAAUAAGUAUAUCUAUAAAAGAUCAUGCAUGACUUCUACACAAACAGGAAACAAAUGGCUUAAAGAGAUAUUAGAAGGGAAUAAUAGCCGUUGUUGCAGCAUGUUUAGGAUGGAAAAAGAUGUUUUCAAAAGACUAUGCUAUGAUUUGAAAACAAACUAUGGUUUAUGUGCCUCAAGGAGAAUAAGUGCUGCAGAAAUGCUAGCAAUGUUCCUAUUUGUACUAGGAGGUGGAAACUCAAAUAAGUCAACUAAGGAGUGGUUUCAACAUUCCGGUGAAACAAUAAGUCGAAAAUUUGAAGAAGUGCUACAAGUUGUGUGCAAAAUGGCCAUAGACAUUAUACAACCAAAGGAUCGUGAUUUUAAAGAAGAUGCAAUUGGUGCUAUAGAUGGAACUCAUGUGCCAAUGAUUGUGUCUACUGAAGACCAAAUUCGAUUUAUUGGUAGAAAAGGAAUUCCAACCCAAAAUGUUAUGGCUGCAUGUAAAUACUAUUUAGUAGAUGCAGGCUAUCCAGAAAAGAAAGGUUAUCUAGGACCAUACAAAGGAGCAACAUAUCAUUUGCCAGAAUUUCGUCGUGUUAAUGGACCUUCUGGAUACUACGAAAUAUAUAACUAUGCUCAUUCUUCACUUAGAAGCGUGAUAGAACGUACAUUUGGAGUUUGGAAAAAGAGAUGGAAAAUUUUACGAGAUAUGCCUAGUUUUAGCUAUAAAAAACAAAUUCAAAUUGUUAUUGCAACAAUGGCUCUGCAUAACUACAUUAGACGUUAUUCUACAAGUGAUCGUAAGUUUAAAAAAUAUGAUCAGAUGGACGUUGAGCUUGAAGAAGAAGAUGGAUAUAGCUAUGAAGGUGAAGCUGAAAAUGGAGUUGAAAAAGUUGGAGAUGAGUUUCUUGGAACUAUGGAGAUGGUUCGAAAUAAUAUAGCAUCAAGUUUGAUUGGUGGAAAAAAUUAG